Molecule: messenger RNA, 1290 nt
Organism: Nannizzia gypsea CBS 118893
Lineage: Eukaryota; Fungi; Ascomycota; Eurotiomycetes; Onygenales; Arthrodermataceae
Product: 1-aminocyclopropane-1-carboxylate synthase
Exons: 1
Coding region: 1-1290 (429 amino acids)
Biological process (GO): biosynthetic process; amino acid metabolic process
Molecular function (GO): transaminase activity; pyridoxal phosphate binding
Source: RefSeq, a predicted model, not a curated record
AUGCUCUCUCGCCGGGCACAAGAACAGAUCCCCCCUUCCGCAUUCAAUGUGAUGUGGGAAGUCAUGAAAGAUCCAUGGGAUGCACAGGAUAACCCCAACGGAUACGUGAAUGUGGGUGUAGCAGAGAACCACUUGAUGCAGGCCGAGCUGGAGGAGUAUCUCUCGCAGCGCAUCGACAUGCGUGGUUCUGUCUUGACCUACCAGGAUGGUCCGAUGGGCAGCCAGCGGUUGCGUGGCGCGCUGGCGCGCUUCCUUAACCGCCAGCUGAACCCCUAUCAUCCCCUAGACGCCUCCCAGAUCAUCGUCACCAACGGUGUGUCCAAUGCCCUCGAACACACCUCCUGGGCCUUUGCCAACCCAGGAGAUGCCUUCAUUCUAGGCCGGCCGUACUACGGGGCCAUUAACCUGGCUCUUCGGCCACAGGUGCUCACGCUGCCCGUCACCUUUGGCGAGGUCGACCCGAUGAGCCUAGAUGCCAUACCAUUCUACGAGGAGACCAUCCUCGCCGCAAGACUACAAGGCACAACCGUCAGGGGACUGCUGUUGUGCUCACCGCAUAAUCCGCUGGGCAAGUGCUACUCGCCCGAGGUCCUGGCGGCAUUCUUGAAGCUGUGCGACAAGUACCAGAUGCAUCUUGUCUGCGACGAGAUAUACGCUCUAUCUGUCUGGAGUGACCCCCCUUUUACCUCAGUAGUCGCCCUCGACAUCGAGAAGUUCAUCGAUCCAAGCCAGGUCCAUGUUCUCUGGGGCAUCUCCAAGGAUUUCGGCGCCAAUGGCUGGCGAUUGGGAUGCAUCGUCUCGCUUUCUAACCGUGAGUUCCACACGGCGAUGAACUCGGUUGCCAUCUACUCGUACGUCUCGUCCAUCACAGAUCACAUCGUGACGCAGAUGCUGGAGGACGACAGGUUUGUCAACGCCUAUCUAGACGAGAACCGGCGCCGGCUGGCGUCUAUGUAUUCCUUUGCGACCGAUUUCUUGCGGCGACAUGCCAUUCCCUACCGGCGGGGCGUACACGCUGCCUUUUUCCUCUGGGUUGAUCUAGGCCAGGCGUAUCGCAGUCGACAUCCAGACCGGGCGUCAAAGGGCGAUAUCACGGAGGAAGUAAAGCAGGCUCUCUGGGCGCAUAAGGUGUAUUUGGCAUGGGGAGGCAACUUUGACAGUGAGUCCCCGGGAACAUUUCGCAUUGUGUUUGCCCAUCCUCGAGAGUACUUGGAGCAGGCCCUGCGCCGGAUUAACCGGGCGCUAGACCAUGGAGUCCACUGCGCGAGUUGGGUAAACUCGUCUCUGUAA